UUUUUUUUUCUUUUUAAUUUUAAUUUAUUGUUUAUGUUAGUAAAACGCCGUCGUAUUAGGUUUUAGGUCUGAUGUCUUUUCUGUAGCAAGAGGGUGAUAAAAACCCGACCCGACUAAACCCGGCCCGGCCCACCCGGUUCGGGUAUUGGCGUAUUUAUUAGAGACGAAUUCAGAAGAAGAGGGCAAGUUUUUAUUUAUUUCGUUUGCCUUGUCUUCAAGAAAUCAAUCAAUCUCGUUUCUCUUCGUCAUCGAACAAUGUUAACAGUGAGCGUGAAGUGGCAAAAGAAGGUGUUUGAGAGUAUCGAGGUCGAUACUCUCCAGCCUCCUUAUGUUUUCAAGGCUCAGUUGUAUGAUUUAAGUGGAGUACCGCCUGAGCGGCAAAAGAUAAUGGUCAAAGGUGGACUUUUGAAGGAUGAUGCAGAUUGGUCUACGUUGGGACUCAAAAAUGGUCAAAAAUUGAUGAUGAUGGGAACUGCAGAUGAAAUACUCAAGGCUCCAGAGAAUGGUCCUGUUUUUAUGGAGGAUCUUCCUGAGGAGGAACAAGCCGCUAAUCUGGGUUACAGUGCUGGCCUAGUCAAUCUUGGAAACACCUGCUACAUGAACUCAACGAUGCAGUGUUUAAAAUCUGUCCCAGAGUUGAAAUCUGAAUUAUCCAAUUACCAAUCUGCUCGAACCAAGGAUGUUGAUCAGACUUCUCACAUGCUCACAGUUGCAACACGUGAGUUAUUUAGUGAGCUUGAUAAAAGUGUCAAGGCUGUUGCGCCUAUGCCAUUCUGGAUGGUGUUACAAAAAAAAUAUCCUCAGUUUGCUCAGUUGCAUAACGGAAAUCACAUGCAACAGGAUGCUGAAGAAUGUUGGACACAAAUGUUGUACACUCUUUCCCAGUCCCUAAAACCGCCAUCGCCUACCGAAGAUCCUGAUGCUGUGAAGGCUCUUUUUGGUCUCAACCUUCGUAGCAGGUUGCAUUGCCAAGAAAGUAGUGAAGAAAGCUCGGAGACAGAAUCUGUCUUUUCUCUGAAAUGUCACAUAUCACAUGAGGUGAACCACUUGCAUGAAGGAUUAAAACAUGGACUGAAAGGAGAACUUGAAAAAACAUCUCCUGCUCUGGGUCGUACAGCGGUUUACAUUAAGGAGUCUCUUAUAGAUUCGUUGCCAAGGUACCUGACUGUUCAGUUUGUGAGAUUUUUCUGGAAACGGGAGAGUAAUCAGAAAGCAAAAAUUCUCCGGAAAGUGGAUUAUCCGUUGGAGUUGGAUGUAUAUGACCUUUGUUCUGAGGAUCUUCGAAAGAAACUGAAAGCUCCUCGGCAGAAACUGAGAGAUAUUGAAGGUCAAAAGCUUGGUCUGCAAGCCAGUGCAAAGAGCAGCUCAAAGGGCGAUGAUGUGAAAAUGACUGAUGCUGAGGGAUCAUCAAACGGAAGUGGUGAGUUAUCCUCCGGUGACCAACCUGGAGGUGCUUCGUCUCACAUGACCGGAAUUUAUGACCUGGUCUCAGUUUUGACCCACAAAGGCAGAAGCGCAGACUCUGGGCAUUAUGUUUCAUGGGUCAAGCAAGAGAGUGGUAAGUGGGUUCAAUACGACGAUGCUAACACGAGCCUUCAACGGGAAGAGGAUAUCACUAAACUCUCUGGAGGAGGUGAUUGGCAUAUGGCAUACAUCGUAAUGUACAAGGCCCGUCUCAUCUCCAUGUAAUCUCUUCUCUUUUCAUUAUCUCAGUUCUUGAAACAUUUAGAUCGCUUAAGCUUUUUUUUGUAUAGACCAUCUUCAUGCUCCUCUUUGUAGAAAUUUCACAUUAUUUUUUGUUGUCGUCAUUAAAAUGUUAUAAACCAGAAAACUAAAAUAAAAGUUCUGUUUUGUCAAGGAUCUUUUUAGAGGUCCCAA
This is a messenger RNA of Arabidopsis lyrata subsp. lyrata, 1878 nucleotides long. RefSeq names its product ubiquitin carboxyl-terminal hydrolase 7. Gene Ontology annotation, biological process: regulation of proteasomal protein catabolic process; protein deubiquitination; proteasome-mediated ubiquitin-dependent protein catabolic process. The coding region runs from base 256 to 1689 and encodes 477 amino acids. The transcript is spliced from 16 exons. NCBI's taxonomy places the organism in Eukaryota, Viridiplantae, Streptophyta, Magnoliopsida, Brassicales, Brassicaceae. Gene Ontology annotation, molecular function: protein binding; cysteine-type deubiquitinase activity; proteasome binding. The record is from RefSeq and is a predicted model, not a curated record.